This is a messenger RNA of Aethina tumida (small hive beetle), 1653 nucleotides long. Its product is annotated as alkaline phosphatase. The transcript is spliced from 7 exons. Lineage: Eukaryota; Metazoa; Arthropoda; Insecta; Coleoptera; Nitidulidae. Gene Ontology annotation, molecular function: alkaline phosphatase activity. The record is from RefSeq and is a predicted model, not a curated record. Bases 1 to 1563 code for a protein of 520 amino acids. Gene Ontology annotation, biological process: dephosphorylation.
AUGUGGGUAUAUUCUGUUUUGGUGGUACUAUUGUGCGUUACACUCAGGACAGGAUUAUGCGCCCGGGAAACAGACGAUUUCGACCCAUACCCAAACAAGAAGGCAUCCAAUCGGCCCAUAGAUGAAAUUAAGGAAGAACAAGAGAUCGAGUAUUGGAGGAAGACUGCCAUCAACGUGGUGAAUGACAGAUUAUCCGUUAAAGUCAACACAAAUACGGCCAAAAAUGUGAUUCUGUUUUUGGGUGACGGAAUGUCGAUUCCUACGAUCGCUGCGGCAAGAGUGUAUCUUGGUGGAGAAGAAAAGCAACUGGCUUUCGAUAAAUUUCCAUACACAGCUUUAUCCAAGACAUAUUGCGUCGAUCAUCAGGUUCCAGAUUCGGCAUGCUCGGCCACAGCCUAUUUGUGCGGAGUUAAGGGGAAUCUAGGAACAGUUGGUGUUGGUCCCGCCGUCCCUAAACAAAACUGCACCUUAAUGACCAACAUCGAUAAUCACGUAGACUCGAUUGCGAGACUUUUCCAACUCAAAGGCAAAAAGUCUGGUUUAGUUACUACCACAAGAGUUACACAUGCUUCUCCAGCAGGUGUGUACGCGCAUACUUCCACCAGGCAAUGGGAAAGUGACAGCAAAAUUUUGGAGUAUGACGAAGACCCAAGUGUUUGCAGGGACAUAGCAUAUCAGCUCGUUUAUGGGGAUACUGGCCAAAAUUUGAACGUCGUUUUGGGUGGUGGAAGACAAAUGUUUUUACCUAAGGAAAUCGUCGAUGAAGAAGGUGAACCAGGUCACAGAUCUGAUCAUAUCAGUUUGAUAGAAGAGUGGAAAAAAAUGAAGACUGAAAGGAAACAAGCUUAUCAGUACAUCUGGAACAGAACCGACUUGCUUUAUAACGUCAAAAAUGAGACCGAUUAUUUGUUAGGUUUGUUCGCAUCGAGUCAUAUGCCAUACAACCUAGACAGAGACGAAGAAAAGCAACCGUCAUUGGCAGAGAUGACCGAAGCCGCUAUUAAUGUCUUGCAGAAAGGAAACGAAGGAUUUUUCCUUUUCGUGGAAGGAGGACACAUCGAUCUGGCCCACCAUGAAUCAUUUGCACGAAAAGCUCUGGACGAAACCCUUGAAUUUUCUAAAGCUAUAGAGAAAGCAAUUGAAAUGACCAAUGAUCGUGACACUUUAAUCGUUGUAACUGCUGAUCAUGCUCACACUAUGAGUGUCAGCGGACAUGGAGAAAGAGGGAGUGACAUCUUUGGUUAUGCAGGUGUUGGUUCCGAUGACAUUCCAUAUCCAAUAUUAAACUAUGCUAACGGACCAGGUUAUAAACCCUUGAACAAAGAUGGGAAAAGAUAUGUUCCUUCAAUAGAUGAAAUGAGACACUCAGAUUUCCGAAUGCCUUCCAAUGCACCCCUUUUAUUUGAAACUCACGGUGCUGAUGAUGUUCCAAUUUAUGCUAGAGGUCCCAUGGCUCAUUUAUACAGAGGAGUUAUGGAAGAGAAUGUUAUACCGCAUAUAAUGGCUGUUGCUUCUUGCGUUAGCAAUGAUAUAAACUGUGAUGAAAUCAACAAAUUAGCUUAAAAGUACAAUGUUUUAUCAAAUGCAAUGAUUAGUUAGUUAAUUACUAUUUUUAAAUUAAAACACCAAUCACAAAUUUCACCAGUACAAAAA